GUUCCGCAAAUCCAGUCUGUUUUUGUUUUGACACCGUUAUUGUAAAGAGCUCUUCACACAAGUCCAUAAGAAAGGACACAGUCGUCAUUCUACACUACGGUUAAAACAUACGGGUGACGAAAUGGCAUCGGACUCCCCAUGCCGACCUAGUCGCUGUGCUGGAGGGGUUCUGGUGCGGGCACAAGCUGCUACGGAGCAGUCUUACAUGGAAAGUGUGGUGACCUUCCUGCAGGAUGUGGUACCCCAGGCAUACACUGGAGCUCCGCCCACUGAUGAAAAAGAGAAAAUCAUUUGGGUUCGAUUUGAGAAAGCUGACAUCAACGACACCGCCCGCAAUCCAGAGUUCAUGGAGAUGCACAGUGGAACUACUGACCCUCCUCUUUGCCUCAUGAUUGGCUACACUGACGGGAUGCAGCUCUGGAGCGUAUCUUUGGCAGGCGAGGCCCAGGAGCUGUUCUCAGUACGCCACGGUCCUGUUCGAGCGGCGCGCAUCUUGCCAGCUCCUCAUAUCAGUCCUCUGAAGAUGGACAGUUUUGCUGACAAGAGACCUCUGCUGGGGGUGUGCAAGAGCACGGGUUCCUCUGGGACAAGCCCUCCCUACUGUUGCGUUGACCUGUAUUCUCUACGGACGGGGGAAAUGGUCAAAUCAAUUCAGUUCAAGACGCCCAUCUAUGAUCUCAACUGCAACAAACAUAUUCUUGUUGUGAGCCUACAAGAGAAGAUUGCUGCCUUUGACAGCUGCACCUUCACGAAGAAGUUCUUUGUAACAAGCUGCUACCCCUGUCCAGGCCCCAGCAUAAAUCCAAUAGCUUUGGGAAGCCGCUGGCUAGCCUAUGCUGAGAAUAAGUUGAUCCGGUGUCACCAGUCCCGUGGAGGAGCGUGCGGUGACAAUGCACAGUCCUAUACAGCUACAGUUAUCAAUGCUGCUAAAACUUUAAAGACAGGCCUGACAAUGGUGGGUAAAGUUGUCACGCAGUUGGCAGGCACCAUUCCAGCAGGUACUCCGGAUGAGGAGGGCACACCUCACAGUGUGAUCCGCCGCGGCCCCCACAACCCAGGGGUGGUCACCAUCGUCGACACACAUAGUGUUGGCGAAGGACAGGUCUUGGUGAGUGAGGAGUCGGACGGAGAGGGAGUGGUGGCUCACUUCCCAGCUCAUGACAAACCCAUAUCCUGCAUGCAAUUCAACCCCAGCGGAAUGCUGCUGGUGACUGCAGAUACUCUGGGCCAUGAUUUUCACGUCUUUCACAUUCUGACCCACCCAUGGGCCUCAUCACAGAGCACUGUGCACCAUCUUUACACCUUGCAUCGAGGGGAAACUGAAGCCAAGGUCCAAGACAUGUGUUUUAGCCAGGACAGUCGCUGGGUUACCAUCAGCACCCUUCGAGGCACAACCCAUGUAUUUCCCAUCAACCCCUAUGGCGGUGCACCCUGUGCUCGCACCCACAUGUCACCUCGGGUGGUAAAUCGGAUGUCUCGCUUCCAAAAGAGUGCCGGCUUGGAGGACAUUGAACAGGAGCUCAACAGGGUAGCUGCGUUAGGAGGAGGAGCAGGAGUUGGAGGCAUCGGAGGAGGUGGCUGCAUCCUGGGAGGAGGAGGCAUCGGGGGACGCUGUAGCCCCAUACCUGGCAUGUCCAGCAGCCCCUCGGGGUCUCCACUGCAUGCCAAGCUGAGCAGCCAGGAUUCAUACAACAACUUCACCAACAACAACAUGGGGAACCCGCGGCUGGCCCCGCUGCCGAGCCUCACCGUGGUGCUGCCUCUGGCUCAGAUCAAACAGCCCAUGACCCUGGGCACCAUCACCAAGCGCUCCGGCAAAGCCAAGCCGCCCCCUCAAAUGUCCCCGAGCAAGUCCAGUGGAGGAGAGUUCUGCGUGGCCGCCAUCUUCGCCUCAUCUCGCUCCUGGUUCAUCACCAACCCCAACAUGAAAAGAGAGAAAGAUCCAUCCAAGCAGUCAGUCGUUGAGUCGUUGUACAUCAUCAGCUGCUAUGGAACAAUGGUGGAACAUGUCUUGGAGCCUCGGCCAAUCAGCACUGCUCAAAAGAUUAGUGAUGACACACCACUGGAGCUCAACACCUGCCCAAGGGCCUGCUGGAAUCUAGCCAGGACUCCACAAUGGAAUGAGUUGCAGCCACCCUUCAACUCCAACCAUCCCUUGGUGUUGGCCUCAGAUCUGGUGCAGUACUAUCAGUAUCUUCUGGCUGCGAUGCCCCCAGGAAGCCCCGGCCCGAUCACCCGCCACGAGUCGUCGGACAGCCUGGCGUCAGACCACAGCGUUCCUGAGGACGAGGAGUGGCUCUCUCAGGUGGAAAUUGUGACCCACACAGGGCCCCACCGACGCCUUUGGAUGGGCCCACAGUUUCAGUUCAAGACCAUUCACCCUUCAGGCCAGACCACCGUCAUUUCCUCCUCAUCCUCCGUCCUUCAGUCCCAGGGUCCCUCUGAUGUCCAACAGCCCCUGUUGGAUUUUGACACAGAUGACCUGGACCUUCACAGUUUCAGGAUCCAACCGGUACGUUCAGAGCCAGUCAGCAUGCCCGGCUCCUCCAGGCUGGUAGCUGAUCGCAGAGGGCAGGCCAACAUCAUGGACUCAGGAUCAGGUUAUUCCUAAAAAGGAAGCUCCUCGCUCUCCAAAUUACCAUUUCAAUUGAUUUGAAUUUUUUCCUAACCAGCAUGUCUAUCAUUUGUAUUGCCCCUUCAUUCAUCCAUCCAUCCAUCCUUCUCUUCUCCCUCACUACCCAAUCAUUGUUUUGUCAUUGGUGUGUGAGAGAGAAGAGGACAGGCGAGAGGAGGAGGAGGAAGAGAAGGCGGAAGAGCUGAAGAUGGCCAGCUUUCUACUUGUCUGUCUUUCUGUCUUGUGUUUGUCCAGGUAUGGCCUUAUGAAAAAUGACUGACCUGAGUCAUAUCCAUUUGAUGUAAAUACUUCUAUCUUACUCAAUUCCUAAAAAAAUGUUGUCAAGGAGCUGGAUGUCAUAACAGUAACUGUGACAGAAGUCGCAAUUGGUCAAUGGUAAAAUAGAUCAAAGCGAAACAGAUUUGAUUAUCACGUUCUAAGGCUCAUCCUUUUACUGUUAGUUUACCUACAGUAGGAUUGAUCAAAGUGUUUUACCUGCUUUUCAGCUUAUUUCACUCUAAUAAGAAUUCAACCAAAAAGUACAUAAACACUUUAAGUGGGACAGGAUGUGUAUUUUGUUUGUCUGUUUAUGUUCUUUUUGUGCAUCAUUAUAGGUGCACAAUAGACAAUAGAGUGGUGCAGUUUUUCGUAUUUCUGUAGGACGACCAGGACGUUAGCAUUGCAAGGACUCCCUCGACAAAUUCAUUGGUAUUUUUCUAUUGGAUUUCGAAAUUAAGAUCUUUGGCAAACACAGAUUAAUGAUAAUCACAUGUUUUGUAUAUACAUAUUAAGACCAUUAGGUUUUAUUUUGAAUGUGUAAAUACAAUGGCCAGAAGUAAAAAGCUAAAGGCAGACUUGUGUUUGGACUAAUCUUUAUUAGUCUCAUUUAGUCGCUCUUUUUAUGAAACAACAUUUGAAAUGCUAACUCAUUUCUGGGUUUUAGGACUCAUCCCUGCACCACUCUAUAUCGGUGUUUCACUCAAGCUGGAUGGUAUCAUCUGGACUAACAUUAACAAAGACAGAAACUAACACUGUUCCACAGACACUGCCAACUUUCUAGUGUUGGUGUUUCCUUCCUCUUCUGUUUGGCAUCUGUCUCCGACAAUUAUCAUUAUGUGACUGAGACAACUGAAAUAUAUGUUUUUGAAAUGUAUUAGGGUUAUUGUGGUUAGUCUUGUUAUUCUAAUGCUGUCGUCAAAACAUGUUUUAAAGAGAGGACAAUCAUUAUUUGUGUAAUUAUGUUAAAACACAAUAUAACACACAAAAGACUUAGAAAUGACACAACAGAGGUUACAUUUGCUUACACCAAGUGGGAUAUCAUGCCUGAUACAUGAUACAUUAAAUCAUUUAGUAAUGUACUUGUCUUUUUUGUUUGCCUUUAUAAUAGCGGCAUGAAUAAAAAAGAGAUCUAGCCAUCUUAAUUGUUUUUAAAUGUCAGUGUGAAGGUGAAUAAAAAUACUUCUGGAUUA
This is a messenger RNA of Gymnodraco acuticeps, 4083 nucleotides long. RefSeq names its product BCAS3 microtubule associated cell migration factor (gene bcas3). Lineage: Eukaryota; Metazoa; Chordata; Actinopteri; Perciformes; Bathydraconidae. The record is from RefSeq and is a predicted model, not a curated record. Gene Ontology annotation, cellular component: cytoplasm. The transcript is spliced from 23 exons. Gene Ontology annotation, molecular function: protein binding. Gene Ontology annotation, biological process: autophagy; response to starvation. The coding region runs from base 122 to 2611 and encodes 829 amino acids.